AUGCUGUCCAAGCUUCAGGUCGCUGCUAGCGCACUCACGCUUCUCAAUGGCGUCGCAUUGGCUGCUGCGCCUUACCAACAGCCUGACUGCACCAAGGAACCUCUCAAAUCCAAUGGCAUCUGUGAUACUUCACUCUCCCCAGCUGAGAGAGCUGCAGCGCUAAUCGCAGCCUUCACCCCGCGAGAGAAAGUCGACAAUCUUGUCAGCAACGCGACCGGUGCCCCAAGAAUAGGUCUUCCGAGAUACAACUGGUGGAACGAAGCCCUGCACGGCGUCGCCGGCGCUCCAGGGUCCGAAUUCGCAGACGAACCACCCUAUGAUGCCGCCACUUCCUUCCCCAUGCCUCUUCUAAUGGGCUCCUCCUUCGACGACGCCCUGAUUCAUGACAUCGGUGAAGUCAUCGGUAUUGAAGCUCGCGCUUGGAACAACGGCGGCUACGGCGGCGGUCUAGACUACUGGACCCCCAACGUCAACCCCUUCAAAGAUCCUCGCUGGGGUCGUGGUUCUGAAACGCCAGGUGAAGAUGCCCUGCACGUUAGUCGCUAUGCGAGAGCCAUGGUUCGUGGUCUUGAAGGUGAUAAGAAGCAGCGACGUAUCGUUGCUACUUGCAAGCAUUACGCUGGUAAUGACUUUGAAGAUUGGGGAGGCAAGACGAGACAUGAUUUCGAUGCCAAGAUCACGCCUCAGGACUUGGCAGAGUAUUAUGUCCGUCCUUUCCAGGAGUGUACCAGAGAUUCCAAGGUUGGAAGUAUUAUGUGUGCCUACAAUGCUGUCAAUGGAAUCCCUGCCUGCGCGAACUCAUAUUUGCAGGAGACUCUCCUCAGACAGCAUUGGAACUGGACACAUACCAACAAUUGGAUCACCAGUGAUUGCGGUGCUAUGCAGGACAUUUGGCAGCAUCAUAAUUACACCAAAACUGGAGCUCAAGCUGCCAAAGUCGCCUUCGAGAAUGGUCAAGACUCUAGCUGUGAGUAUGAGACUACCAAGGACAUCUCCGACUCGUACGAACAAGGUCUUUUGACUGAAAAGGUCAUGGACCGUUCUCUUCAGCGUCUAUUCGAAGGUCUUGUUCAUACUGGUUUCUUCGACGGCGAUAAAGCAGAGUAUGCUUCUCUCGACUUUGACGACGUCAACACAAAGCAUGCCCAAUCUCUUGCGCUCAAGUCUGCAGUACGCGGCGCGGUCCUGCUCAAGAACGAUGGCACUCUUCCUCUCAAGGUCAAGAAAGAUGAGAGUGUAGCGCUGAUCGGUUUCUGGGCUGAUGACGAGAAGAAGCUUCAGGGUGGAUAUAGCGGUCCUGCGCCCUACAUUCGCACUCCUGCUUAUGCGGCUAAGAAGCUGGGACUCAACGCCAAUGUCGCUUGGGGUCCUACUCUUCAAAACAGCUCUGUGCCUGAUAACUGGACUACCAAUGCUCUCGAGGCUGCUAAGAAGUCUGAUUACAUCGUCUAUCUGGGUGGUCUUGAUGAUAAGGCUGCUGGUGAAACAUUGGACCGAACGGAUCUUGACUGGCCCAAGACUCAACUGGAUCUUCUCAAGAAGCUGUCCAAGCUUGGCAAGCCUUUGGUUGUCGUUCAACUUGGUGAUCAGGUCGAUGAUACUCCUUUGUUAAAGAACAAGGCUGUGAACAGUAUCCUUUGGGUCAAUUUUCCUUCGCAAGAAGGUGGAACAGCAGUCAUUGAUCUCAUCACCGGUCGCAGUGCCCCAGCUGGUCGUCUCCCACUUACGCAAUACCCUAGCAAAUAUGUCAAGAAAGUCGGUAUGUUUGAGAUGGAGCUUCGACCUACAGAGAAGAGUCCUGGACGAACAUACCGAUGGUACAAAGACGCUGUCCUCCCCUUCGGAUUCGGAAAGCACUACACCACCUUCAAAGCCAAAUUCGCAUCCAAGAACCUAGAGAUGAACAUCCAGAAGGUUCUCAAGGACUGCGACGCCACAUACAAAGAUACAUGUGCUCUCCCACCUGUACAAGUCAGCGUCAAGAACACAGGCAAGAUAACAUCCGACUUUGUCUCUCUGGUCUUCAUCAAGAGCAAGGUCGGGCCCAAGCCUUACCCUCUCAAGACCCUGGCCGCGUAUACUCGUUCGCACGACAUCAAGCCCAAGGCGACCAAGGAGGUCAAGUUGGAGUGGACGAUGGAUAACAUUGCUCGACGUGAGAAGAACGGUGAUUUGGUUGUUUAUCCGGGAACUUAUACUUUGAUGCUUGAUGAGCCUACUCAGGCGGAGAUUAAGAUCAAGGUUACGGGUGAGAAGGUUAUUUUGGAUAAGUGGCCUGAGUAUCAUGGCAAUGAGUGA
Molecule: messenger RNA, 2298 nt
Organism: Fusarium coffeatum
Lineage: Eukaryota; Fungi; Ascomycota; Sordariomycetes; Hypocreales; Nectriaceae
Exons: 2
Coding region: 1-2298 (765 amino acids)
Biological process (GO): xylan catabolic process; arabinan catabolic process
Cellular component (GO): plant-type cell wall
Molecular function (GO): xylan 1,4-beta-xylosidase activity; alpha-L-arabinofuranosidase activity
Source: RefSeq, a predicted model, not a curated record